GGGUACCGCCAACUAAGUCCGAAUGAGGUGACAGGACUUCCAACGAAUGAUUGUCCCGGACAGGGUUGCCAAAUCCCAACCUCCUCUGAGUUAUUUAAACCACCUGGAUUCCCCUGUCUCACAUUUGCUCAUUACCUAAUAUGAACACCUUCAACUACGAAUUCCAACCCAUAUCUCCCAUGUCAGACAACGAGGACUGGGUCAAGUACAUUAAGUCCGAGGACUGCUCCGAUGAAGAAAUCCCUCAAGACAUGUUUGACGGGCCCUUGGAUGAGUUUUUCUCAAAUGAGUACUCGAGCUACAUUUCCUCUAACCAGAUGAACACUCCUGUAGACUCCAGCCAAGGCUACAAAAUAAACUUGAAUUCAGUGAACCAUAAGUUGUUAGACCUGGCUACUACCACCGAUGACGACAGCUCGUGCCAGUCGUCGCCACACCAGUCGCUGUCGAUUUCGUCGCCCGACGACUUGGUUUUUGACUCCCAGAAACUAUCAUCUGCCACAUCCGGUUCCGGAACCACAACUGCCUCGUCCCAAAAAAAAACAAAGAGAAUUACCAGGAAGAGAGCUCCUCGCAAAAAGCUCACCGAACACCAAAAAGCUGCUCAUAACGUCAUUGAGAAGAAGUACAGAAUUAAUAUCAACACCAAGAUUGAGAGCUUGCAGAAGCUCAUUCCGUCGGUGGCACGGGAAGAACCUGGCUUCAGAACCCAUUCCAAAGCCGAUGCUGAAAAUGAUUCCAAACUGAAAAAACUCAACAAAUCGUUGAUUUUGGACAAGGCCAUAGAGUACAUAAUGUUUUUACAACAGAACCAGUGCAAGGUGAUAGUGGAGAACACGGGCGUUAAGUCCCGGCUCGGACGCUACAAUUAACUACUGCUAAAGACCUUUAGAUAUGCCCUAAUGUGAUACGUAAUAAGUAGUGCUGUAAACACAGCGAACUGAACGUACUCUGUAAAUGUAGGAAUGAAACGUGACAUUCA
Molecule: messenger RNA, 982 nt
Organism: Yamadazyma tenuis ATCC 10573
Lineage: Eukaryota; Fungi; Ascomycota; Pichiomycetes; Serinales; Debaryomycetaceae
Source: RefSeq, a predicted model, not a curated record